AAGCUGAUAGGUGGAAACAAUUAGAACAAAUACAUAUUCCGUGGUUAUAAAUGACCAAGGUUUAAUAGAUUGACAACGUUGAUCACUGUUGUCAAUUCAGGAAAGAAGAAUCUUGAUUAUUAUUAUUUGUUCAGGAACGUUAACGUGAUUUUAACAUUACCAUAAGAAUAGAAGUUCAUCAUCGAGGAGAGCUGAAACAAGGUGUUUCAACUCUCCUAGAUCAAGAAGUAAGGCUUGAUCCACAAUUUACAAUUUAUACCUCGCAAAGAUAGAAAGAAACGUAUACAAUUCAUAAAUGGUAACUCUUAGACUAUAUAAUAGUGAUAUUACAUGAUCGAACAUUACUUAAUAUCUUAAUAAAAUAACGAAAACUUACUUUUGCUCAUUUUUUGUAGUGUGUUUACCGUAAAUACUCAACCACUUAUUUAACGUAAUUGGCUUGUAUUGGAGGGUUUAUGGGUACGAUAUAAAUAAAUCAAAUGCAUUAUUGUUUUAUCCCUAACGGUACUGUUUCGCUAGUAAUGGGCACUGUUUCAACUCUCCUCUGUUUCAAAUCUCCUCGGUUUCCCCUAUAUGAUAAUUAUCGGCAAAACUAUACGUUGGAAACCCAAGAUCAUUAAGUUUCUAGAACAAGCCAUCUGUUAAGUAAUCAAAAUUGUGAUAAUCGUGAACACCCCUAUUUAGUACAGCAGCAAUAGUGAUCUCGCUUGAUCGCUCUAGGUAGAAUCCUCUCCUCUUAUCACCUAUCCCUCUGAUAGGGUGAGCGAGAUAUCUGAAUAGGCCUUUGAUUCCCUUUCUGCACAGAUGAUAUAAAAUCAAUAUACCACUGCCAGUUUCAGUUAGUUAUAAUAAAAAUUUCGUUUCCUUCGCAUCUAACUCUGUAUCGUCUAUUAUACAAAGCAGAGCAUAAAGACAAACCAUUCCAACACUUUGAUUCCGACCAUAUUGAUAGUCCGAAAACCCAACAUAAAAUGGUCCUUCGAACCGGAUGCGAAGGUCGGAUGGUCGGUCAAAGUGUUUAAGUCAGUUCGCGGAAAGUUUAUGAACAAAUACCGGGUCGUGAAUCGGUGAUAGUUGCGACGUUCGUUUGGCGGUAAAAUAAGUUUCGCGCGUGUCGAAAGUUAUCUAUCACGAACAAUAGUGCUACUGUGAAGACUGAACAAUAGUGAAUUGUGCAAGCAAUAAAAGUACGUUACUGUUCCUAACGAACUCGGAACAUAUACAACAAACUGAAAAGUGAUUUACAAAUAAAGCUACUAAAGCUGAAAGUGCGCGUCAUCACGAAAGAACGGAAAAUCUGCCCAAGUGAGUGUACGCAUUGGCGUGGUCGACGGAUUAUUGUACCGCGUGGCGUUGUAAGUUGGCGUGGCUUGGUUGGGGAGACAAAGGAGCCACCGACAAAGGACCCUGGGACAAAAGGCAAGGUUAUCAGGCGGACCGCGUGCCCUCGUGCACUGAUAGUACUGUAAGUAGGAGCGAGUUGAAGCACUAACCCAUUAUACAAUUGAUGGAAUCGAAAUUUUCGAUUUUUGUGAAUUAGGCGUUCUGCUGAUUUGAAGCUUGUGAUUUACGAUUGUUGCUAGUACUAACACGGUGGUGGAGACAGGUCAUCUUAUUUCUGGCGGUAGCUUGGUCACCCUUGAGAAUUCACUUCAUUGAAGUUCGGCUCGUGUUUAGCGAGUUAUAUUCGAGAAUGUUUGAUCGUUCGUGGAUUUUGGUGACCUCGUGAGAAAAUGGCUCCAAAUUUAAGAGCACUCUGCAAGCAGGAACGUUUUUGUCUUGACACUAUGCGCAAUCUGUUAGACUUCAUGCAAAGUUAUAAUGAACGCCGGGACAAGGAUCAACUUCCAGUUUGGAGAGAGCGACUGGAGGAGAUUUUCGAAAAAUUCCAGAACAACCGUUUGCAAAUGGACCUUCUAGAAGAAGAAGCUCAGUACCAUGAUGCUAGUUCGUUGCAAGGGAUUGAUGAAGCAGAAGGUGAAGUUGACCUUGGUCCAAAGGUAGAUGCUAGCCGCAAGGCACGUGAUGAGUUUGAAUUGAACUAUGUUAGGGUAAAGAGCUUCCUAAUCGCAGCAGAAAGCAAAGCUAAUCCGCCACAAGCCAACGCAAUUGCAGUACCUUCUGCAUCCUCUCGGGCUACUGAUCCAGCAGUUUCCCGAAUUAAACUUCCUGAAGUCAAACUUCCGUCUUUUGAUGGUUCUCUUACUGAGUGGCUCACUUUUCGUGACACUUUUCGAAGUUUGAUCGAUUCUAACCCUCAACUGUUGGACAUCGAUAAGUUCUCUUACUUGGUAGCGUCGCUAUCCAAGGAAGCAAAAAGGGUUGUCGAAUCUAUAGAAAUAACGUCAGCCAAUUAUUCCGCAGCGUGGAACUUAUUAAAACAGCGUUUCGAUAAUAAGAAGCUGGUAGUCAAAACGUAUCUCGAUUCGCUUUUCUCCAUUGAACCCAUGAAGCGGGAAUGCUACGAUUCUCUCGUCCGACUAAUAGACGAUUUCGAGCGUAACCUACAAAUGAUCGCGAAAAUGGGCAUCGACACUGAGGGCUGGAGUAUUCUGUUGGCCCACAUGGUCUGUUCGCGACUCGACUCGUCUACACUGAAGCAAUGGGAAAAUCACAACAACUCAACGGAAGCUCCCAAGUACCGAGACAUAAUGGAGUUUCUGCGUCGUCACAGUACUAUUCUUCAAUCCAUCGCCCCUUCGAAAGCUCGCAGCUCUGAUCCGCCACGGUUGGAACCCACUCGACCGCAGAAAACAAGGUUUAGCAGCAUUCAUUCAGUAACCGGCACUACUCCAAGGUCGUGCCCAUUCUGUAAGCAGGCAAUCCACUCUCCGUUCAAGUGUGAAGCGUUUAGGAACUCAUCAGUUCAGCAAAGAUACGAGUUAGUGAAAAGAAAGUCCCUCUGCAUAAACUGCCUCUCUCCAGACCACCAAAUCAAAAACUGCGCUUCCAGUGCGUGUCGUGUUUGUGGCCAAAAACACCACACAAUGUUACACCAGCAGACUAGCAAUCGUAAUCCAACCCAAGCUCAAGCUCUCAAACCAUCUACACAGACGCCCAGCACAGAUCAAACUCAGUCUCAAACUCAGAACGCUCGGAGUACACCAAUUGUUUCAAAUCAGUCUUCCUCGCAAACCAAUCCUACUGAUGGACAGGUGCCAUCGUCAUCGUCGUUCAGUCAUUGCUCUACCUCCUUGACAGCCAAUGUUCGCAGAAUACCAUCGGCUGUCUUACUGCAGACAGCGAUAGUAAAGGUGUUUGAUCCCGCUGGUCACUCUCUGUGGGCAAGAGUAUUACUCGAUCCCGCUUCACAAAUUAAUGUUAUCGCAGAACGCUUUGCACAGCGCUUGAUGUCACGCUUAGUCAAAAAUCAUCAUGUCAUCGGUGGCAUCGGAAAGGCCACCAUAGUUUCUACUCAUUCCGUUUUCGCUCGCAUCCAAUCGCACUGUUCGGACUUCAGUGCUGAUCUAAGGUUCCAUGUUUUGAGGGAAAUUACACACGAAUUACCCUCGACUACCAUUAACACCUCUGAAUGGAAUUGGCCAUCAGAUGUUGUCUUAGCUGAUCCCAAAUUUCACGAGCCAGCCUCAAUUGACAUGAUCAUAGGAGUAGAGGUUUACUACGAACUUCUCCUCGAUGGACUCAUUCGACUGGGUCCCGGAAAACCAGUACUGCAGAAUACAGCCCUGGGAUGGGUAGUCUCAGGCAGAGUAGGAGUUGUACAAUCAAACCAAACUGCACCUAGUAUUGUUCACGUCUGCAGUACAGAAGCCUUAGAAGACCAGUUAGCCAGAUUUUGGGAGCUGGAAUCCUGUCAAUCGUCAAGCAUCAUGUCCGUUGAAGAAACUACAUGUGAAGCACAUUUUGCUGCUACCACAAGUAGAGAUGAAUUCGGUCGAUUUGUAGUGGUACUUCCCAAGAAACCAUCAGUCAUUCCACUGCUGGGAAAUUCAUACGAAAUAGCCAAACGUCGUUUUCUUUCCUUGGAGCGUCGUCUUCAAGCUGAGCCAAAUCUAAAAACCGCAUAUUCAACAUUUAUUCAUGAAUACCGUCUGCUGAAUCAUAUGCAAGAAGUACCAGAAAGUGUGCAAACUAACUCGCAUCCUACGUACUACCUCCCACAUCACUGCGUAGGUCGCCCAGAAAGUGUGACCACUAAAUUGCGUGUUGUGUUCGAUGCCUCUUGUGCCACCGACACCGGCAUUUCGUUGAACGAUGCACUCAUGGUGGGACCAGUAGUGCAAGAUGACCUCAUCUCAAUCACAUUGCGGUUUCGGAUGUCACGGUACGCCAUCAUCUCUGACGUGGAAAAAAUGUACCGGCAAAUCUGGCUCCAUCAGUCGGACCAUUCUCUACAGAGAAUCCUAUGGAGAAACGAACCGUUCGAACCGAUUCGAACCUAUGAGUUGACAACCGUCACUUAUGGGACCUCUGCUGCACCGUAUCUAGCGACCAAAUGUCUUCAGGAACUUGCCAAAUUGGGGCAAUCAUCGCAUCCUGCAGCAGCACAAGUUGUGGCUAACGACUUUUAUAUGGACGAUAUGAUCAGUGGCGUAAAUAGUGUCGAAGAAGGGAAAAUUCUGUGCACACAACUUCUGCAGCUUUUCCAAUCCGUCGGGUUUAGUCUUCGCAAAUGGUCGACGAAUUCUCCCGAUAUUUUAGCGCAUAUUCCAGCUGAACUCCGUGAUGAACGCACUGUCUUCGAUCUAGAUCUGUCCUCAUCAGUAAAAACUCUGGGGCUUAAAUGGGAGCCUGCGUCCGACAGAUUCCGCUUCCAAGUACCGAAAUGGAGUGAAUCGACUACCAUUACAAAGCGGAUAGCUCUUUCCGACUCCGCUCGUCUUUACGAUCCCCUAGGACUGGUGGGACCUGUUAUCGUGCUCGCUAAAUUGUUUAUGCAGGAGCUGUGGCGAAACCAGAGGACGUGGGAUGAACCUUUAGAGGAAGAAGUUCAACAACGUUGGUUGCAGUUUAGAGCAAAUCUCACAUCACUCGAACAUCUAACGGUUCCUCGAUGGGUCGUACCAUGCAUAGAACCCACCAUUGUGGAAGUACAUGGGUUCUGUGAUGCCUCCGAAAGGGCCUACGGGGCCUGCAUAUAUCUGCGAACAGUUUGUGCCAAUGGCAAUAUAUCCGUUCUACUCCUUACUUCGAAGUCAAAAGUCGCCCCUCUCGGCGACAGUAAAAAGCAGAAAAAGAUCUGCUUGCCUCGCUUAGAGCUCUCGUCAGCGUUGUUACUCAGCCACCUCUAUCAGAAGGUUCAGCAAAGCUUAAAGCUACAAUUGAAAUCCUUUUUUUGGACCGAUUCCAUGAUUGCACUAUACUGGCUAUCAGCGAACCCGUCCCGGUGGAAAACUUUCGUCGCUAACCGGGUUUCUGAAAUCCAACAUCUGACGAAGGAUGGAAUUUGGGCUCACGUGCCCGGGAUCGAGAACCCCGCCGACAUAAUCUCCCGUGGAAUGCUACCUGCCCAGCUGAUGGAGACUACUGCAUGGUGGGAAGGCCCACCAUGGCUGCAACAACCGGAGCGGUUUCGGCCACCACUAGUUAGGUCAACCCAUGAAGACUUCCCUACUGAAUAUUUGGAGGAAAAAUUGUCAGUUAUGUCCGUUCAAGUGAAAGCACCUUGUUUCAUCUUCAGUCUGCGAUCGUCUUAUAAUGCUCUAGUUCGGCUAGUAUCAUACUUGCUACGAUUUACCCACAACUGCAAACCGGCACAUCGGUCGGACCGUAAGGUCGGUUUCCUAUCAACCAAUGAGAUUACCGAAGCUGUAAACGUGUUAGUGAAAAUUUCGCAGAAGGAAUGUUUUGCUGAAGAAAUCCGAGCCAUCACUGUUGACGGACAAGUCAAGCCUAAUUCCAGAUUGAAAACGCUGACACCGAUCCUGAAAAAUCAAAUUCUCCGGGUUGGUGGUCGGCUCGAAAAUGCACCAAUCGCUGAUGAUAGAAAACAUCCUAUGAUUCUGCAUCCAAACCAUCCUUUCACCGAGUUGAUUGCAGAUCAUUACCAUAAAAAACUUCUGCAUGCUGGCCCGCAACUUAUUAUUGCAAACAUGCGAGAGAAGUUCUGGCCACUACGAGUGCGAAAUUUGGCACGAAGGGUGGUGCACAGUUGCAUUAAAUGUUUUCGUUGUAAGCCAACUAUCUUAGAGCAGCUUAUGGGAGAACUGCCUCCUGAACGAGUAACACCAACCUUCCCGUUGCUGACCACUGGUGUCGAUCUGUGUGGACCCUUUUAUUACCGCCAUGCUGGUCGCAAAUCAUCUCCCACCAAAGGCUUCGUCGCAAUAUUUGUGUGCCUCGUAACAAAGGCGGUGCACAUUGAAUUGGUAGCCGACCUCUCAACCAAUGCAUUUGUUUCGGCUCUAAAAAGAUUUGUAGCACGUCGCGGCCUACCAGCAGUCAUUGAAUGCGACAACGCAAAGAAUUUCGUUGGUGCAUCUCGGGAGCUAGCAGAACUAGCCAAACAGUUUGCCUCUCAGCAGCAUCAGCACGUUGUUACCUCACAUUGCAGCGAGAACGGCAUCUGGUUUAAAUUUAUUCCUCCUCGGUCUCCGAACUUCGGCGGCAUUUGGGAGGCCGCAGUUAAAUCCUGCAAGAAGCAUCUGAAGGCCACUCUCGGAACUGCUAUAUUAAUGAAGGAUGACCUAGAAACGCUCCUUACGCAAACCGAAGGUUGCCUGAAUUCCAGGCCGCUCACGCAGCUGUCAUCUGACCCAGAGGACUUAGAAGUGCUCACCCCUGGGCAUUUCCUAGUAAGCCGCCCUCUUGUAGCUAUACCAGAACCAUCGUACGAAGCCAUACCGAAAGGACGUCUAGACCGUUAUCAGCAGACCCAAGAGUAUCUUCGUCGUAUCUGGAAGCACUGGAGCAUGGAUUAUCUAUCCGGCCUGCUCCCGCGGACAAAAUGGACCCGUCAACGUGACAACGUAACCAUCGGAACGAUGGUACUUCUGAAGGAAGACAACCUACCUCCACUCAAGUGGCGACUCGGCCGUAUCACCCAAAUCUUCCGCGGCGAUGACGGCAACGUUCGAGUGGUCUCGGUGAAGACCAAAGAUGGCGAGCUUCGGCGCGCUAUUUCCAACAUUUGUGUACUACCAGUGAGAAAGCCAGCAACCGCUGGUGAUGAGGACUCGCUCUCCGAUUCGUAACUACUUUAUUCAUUAGUCGUUUCGAUUUGCAUGUGCAUGCUCGCUUUAAAUUGCAAACCUAAUGCUUUCUACAUUCCAUGUCCAAUUAUUAAACGCUCCGAAAUUAAUCUGAUUGGUACUGUGAUCAACGCCAUCCGGCUUACCAAUCAAACGCACUGGCUGAGAUGUGUAUCCACCCACUACCCAACGGAACAACCCCCUUUGAUGUUGAGGAUUUCGUCAGGCGCAACAGAUUUUCUGUGGGGUACAACUACAAUCAAACGAAUGCAACGAUGACGUCAGAAGCCAAUUACUGGAUGCCCAUUCAUCGAGAAGACACAGUACCAACGACCAACACUUCAUGUCAUCUCAACGCAUAGUGCAGAUGAGCUGAGCAGCUGAUCGACAGACGGUCGAUAUCCAUAUCAACAAACCGAAGAAGCACGUGCCAUACAACCGAAGAACAUUUCGUCGCACCCAAACAAACCGAAGAUCAUACAAUCUAUAGAUUGUGAAUUGCAAACAAUAUUUGUAUAAAAUUAAUAAUCGCUUUAGUUAGUAUUAAGUUGAAAAGUGAAACUUUCAACGGUGGCCGGCUAUGUUAAGUAAUCAAAAUUGUGAUAAUCGUGAACACCCCUAUUUAGUACAGCAGCAAUAGUGAUCUCGCUUGAUCGCUCUAGGUAGAAUCCUCUCCUCUUAUCACCUAUCCCUCUGAUAGGGUGAGCGAGAUAUCUGAAUAGGCCUUUGAUUCCCUUUCUGCACAGAUGAUAUAAAAUCAAUAUACCACUGCCAGUUUCAGUUAGUUAUAAUAAAAAUUUCGUUUCCUUCGCAUCUAACUCUGUAUCGUCUAUUAUACAAAGCAGAGCAUAAAGACAAACCAUUCCAACACUUUGAUUCCGACCAUAUUGAUAGUCCGAAAACCCAACACCAUCGGCACAAGGUUUCAUAGAAGUGGUGACAGCACACCGCCUUGAGAACAUCCGCAGACAUUCAGUUUCCUUAUCUAUACUUGCCUUAACGAUGAGCACAGAUGUCGGUUGCUAAGCAUUGCGUGUAUCCAGUUCGUGAUACAUGAAGGUACUCCAUGACCUCGUGCUGCUUCCGAAAUGGAUUCGAAAGACACGUUAUCAAACGCACCUUCAAUAUCGAGAAAAACUCCUAAACUUGAUUACCUUUGUGAAAAAGCUUUUUCAAUGUUGUAGACAAUAUUGUGUAACAGGGUGGUAGUAGACUUUCCCCGCCGAUAUGCAUGUUGCAUUGCAUGCAACGGGUGCUCGCCCAAACUGACAUCUCGAAUAUAGUGGUCGACUAAACGCUCCACUGAUUUGAGAAGGAAGGAGGUCAGACUGAUCGGUCUAAAGCUCUUUGCCUCCUCAUACGCGGCCACCUUUGGUAAUAAAUUUGACAGUUAUUUUCCGCCACGCUAAUGGAAUGUAUCCUGUUGCAAGACUAUAAGUUAGAAUCUUUUUCAAAAUAUGCUUGAAGCGUUCAUAUGCUCUUUGUAGUAGAACUGGAAUGAUUCCAUCCUUUCCCGGAGACUUAUACGGAGCAAAACUUCCAAUCUCCCAUUUGGUCGAUUCAGUUGUCACGGUUGGUUGUCGAGCAAAUACCCAAGAAUCAGAGCUAGCUGAAAAGAACUCAGAGGCAGUCGUCAGUGAUGGCUCUGUAUAGCCUGGAAAGUGUGUGUCAAAAAGACAGCUGAGCACUAGUAACUUAUUUAUGCUACUAUGAGUGAGCUUGUUUUAUCCACGACCUCAUCCAAGUCACUUGGAAAUAACGACGGUUUGAGCUCGUUUGGUACGAGUCAGUUUGCCAACUCAUGCGUAAUACCGUCAGAGCAGAGAGUUACAUCUAACACCUCUUCUCUGACAGCUCGUGCAAAGGUUUGGCGGUUCCAUGCAUUAAGUAUGUGCAGAUUUGUGCUAUUUAAGUAUCCCAUUAAUUCGGUGUCUCUCAAAUUGAUAUCUGAGCUGCCCCAAAUUAUGUGGUGGGUGAUUAUGAAAGAAAACCCAUUUCUGCCACAAUAUGAUACAACCCUUUUGAAAUCAUCAGUAGGCGAUGCACAGUGUUUCCAAAUAUGCAAAAACGUGAUCGAAAUUGUUUUGUCCACGAAAAAACGAUUUUCGAGCUAUAGUGUUGUCAGCAAAGUUUGUUUAUAAAAUACUCCCCAUCUUUUUAAAGUAUUGGUUUGGUGAUUAAUCCCCCUAAAGCGGAGAAACAAACUUUUAUUUGGUUAUUUAUGAAAAUAAUUAAAAACUGAAUUCGGCAAAGUUAUAGGGAAUAUAAUA
Molecule: messenger RNA, 9421 nt
Organism: Topomyia yanbarensis
Lineage: Eukaryota; Metazoa; Arthropoda; Insecta; Diptera; Culicidae
Exons: 2
Coding region: 1734-7154 (1806 amino acids)
Biological process (GO): DNA integration
Molecular function (GO): nucleic acid binding
Source: RefSeq, a predicted model, not a curated record